This is a messenger RNA of Melozone crissalis (California towhee), 2048 nucleotides long. RefSeq names its product TNF receptor associated factor 6 (gene TRAF6). Lineage: Eukaryota; Metazoa; Chordata; Aves; Passeriformes; Passerellidae. Bases 1 to 1635 code for a protein of 544 amino acids. The record is from RefSeq and is a predicted model, not a curated record. The transcript is spliced from 6 exons. Gene Ontology annotation, biological process: interleukin-1-mediated signaling pathway; tumor necrosis factor-mediated signaling pathway; regulation of apoptotic process. Gene Ontology annotation, cellular component: plasma membrane signaling receptor complex. Gene Ontology annotation, molecular function: zinc ion binding; ubiquitin protein ligase activity; tumor necrosis factor receptor binding.
AUGAGCUUGCUGCACAGCGAGGGCAGCUGCGGGGCCCGUGAGGCGGAGAGCGGCUGCUGCGCCGCCAUGGCCAGCGCCUGCAGCGCCGCCGCCAAGGAGGAGAGCUGCAGCGCCGGCAGCAGCGCCGGCAGCGCGCCCGCCUCCUUCUCCGACGAGACGCAGGGCUACGACGUGGAGUUCGACCCGCCCCUGGAAAGCAAAUACGAGUGCCCCAUCUGCUUGAUGGCUCUGCGGGAAGCGGUGCAGACGCCGUGUGGCCACCGUUUCUGCAAAGCGUGCAUUGUCAAAUCCAUCAGAGAUGCAGGUCACAAAUGUCCUGUGGACAAUGAAAUUCUGCUUGAAAAUCAACUCUUUCCUGACAACUUCGCCAAACGGGAAAUCCUUUCAUUAACAGUCAAAUGUCCCAACAAGGGCUGCAGCAUGAAGAUGGAGCUCAGGCACUUAGAGGAGCACCAGCUGCAGUGUGAUUUUUCCACUGUGGAAUGCCUGCAGUGCCAAGGAACCUUCCCGAAGAACCGACUGAAGGAGCACAUGACCCAAGAGUGUCCGAGGCGUCAAGUGUGUUGCCCAAACUGUGCCACGUCCAUGGCCUAUGAAGAUAAAGAGCUUCAUGACCAAACCUGUCCACUUGCCAAUAUAUAUUGUGAAUAUUGCAACACAGUGCUCAUCAGGGAGCAGAUGCCUAACCAUUAUAACAAUGAUUGUCCUACUGCCCCAGUGCCAUGUUUUUACAGUGCCUUUGGGUGUCCUGAAAAGAUGCAAAGGAAUGAACUGGCACGGCAUAUGCAGGAGUUCACUCAGGUUCACAUGAGGAUGAUGGCUCAGAGCUUUCAGAAUAUCAGUGUUACUGCUGCAAAUCCCGUGCCCUUCAUCAAUGGCCUACCCUUUGAGCCCCUCUUCUCACACAUGUCACAUGCUGCAUACAACUGCAAUCCAGAAGUUGAAAACUUCAAGGAAACUAUUCAGCAGUUGGAAGGUCGUCUGGUGAGACAAGAUCACCAAAUCAGGGAACUCAUUGCUAAAAUGGAGACUCAGAACACUCACGUGGCGGAACUCAAACGCACUAUACGAAAUUUGGAGGGAAAGAUUACCGAAAUGGAGGCACAACAAUGUAAUGGUAUUUAUAUCUGGAAGAUUGAGAACUUCAGUGAACAUCAGAAAGCUCAGGAAGAAGAGAGACCUGUAGUGCUGCACAGUCCUGGCUUCUAUACAGGGAAGCCUGGCUACAAGCUGUGCUUGCGCCUGCAUAUCCAGUUACCGACUGCUCAGCGCUGUGCUAAUUAUAUCUCUCUGUUUGUGCACACUAUGCAAGGAGAAUAUGACAGCCACCUGCCCUGGCCUUUCCAAGGCACCAUCCGACUUUCUAUUUUGGAUCAAUCAGAAGGCCCAGAAAGGCAGAACCACGAAGAGGUGAUGGAAACCAAGCCAGAGCUACUGGCCUUCCAGAGACCGACAAUCCACCGCAAUCCGAAAGGUUUUGGUUAUGUGACUUUCAUGCACCUGGAGACCUUGAAGCAGAGAAGCUUCAUCAAGGACGACACGGUGCUGGUGCGCUGCGAGGUGCUCACGCGCCUGGACUUGAGCAGUGUCCGCAGGGAAGGCUUCCAGGCCCGCACCACUGACGGGGCCAUGUAGCCUGCAAGGCUUAACCACGGCAACGGAGCCUUGCUCGUGUUUGUCCACAUGGAUCACUAAAGAGCUUCACUGUCCACAAAGGCUGGGUUUGUACAAGAUCAUAGUUGCCAGUGGAACUUUGUUGUUGCUGGUGUAUUUUUCUCUAUAUGGGCUCAUACGUUUAAAUAUUUGGUACGGUUCUCUCUUAAAAUAAUAAGCUACUUCUGUAGCAAGCUAAAUAAAUGAAGUGUUAAUCAAAACUUAACUGCCUACAGGAAAAUCCUAUUGCAGAACCUGUGCAUCUCAGCUUGGUAAAACUUUAGUCAUAUCGAAUAGACCUGUAAGUCUUUUCACCUCAGUGCCUUGGAAUAGAUGCUGUUGCAAGGAAGGAACAAAAUUAUUAAAGAUGAGGGAUUUUUUCGUUUUGUUUUGUU